This is a messenger RNA of Penicillium verrucosum, 1722 nucleotides long. Its product is annotated as transcriptional regulator family TF. NCBI's taxonomy places the organism in Eukaryota, Fungi, Ascomycota, Eurotiomycetes, Eurotiales, Aspergillaceae. Bases 1 to 1722 code for a protein of 573 amino acids. Gene Ontology annotation, molecular function: DNA-binding transcription activator activity, RNA polymerase II-specific. The record is from RefSeq and is a predicted model, not a curated record. The transcript has 4 exons. Gene Ontology annotation, biological process: regulation of transcription by RNA polymerase II.
AUGAUCUCGGGAUUUAUCCCAGAAACAGUCCAUCCAGUACAGUUACUACGCUAUCUCCCAGUCCAUCGCGUUUUAAUUUGCUUGCACUGCCACUAUGCCAUUCAGCCAGGGGCUAUCGUCCGCCAUCUUAAAGAGAUCCACCAUUUAAAGCGCUUGCGACGUCGAGCAUUUGUUGAAUAUGCCUCUCAGUUUGAGUUAGCAGACAUUGAUUCUAUAAUAUUACCAGAUGAGACACAGUUUCCGGUAGACUCGCUACCGAUCCACGACGGGCUGGCCUGUCGCUUUGAGGGGUGCAUUCACCUAUGUGUCACUAUCCAGCGAAUGAAGGCGCACUGGUCAUCUCCCUGGAAACGAUGGAAACUGGUGCUCAGUGCCACUUCAGACAUUUUUUCGGGGAAUGCCUUGCGAUAUUUUACAAACCCGGCUCUCUUGGCGUCGUCGACUGAUAGCUCAGAAGAACCGAUGAGCGCAAGCGAGAAAUCUCCAAUUACUACUAUUACCACCCCGGGUUCAGAUGAGGCGCAAGGGUCAUCAAGUCUAGAUGCCUAUGAAAACAACAUAUCAUUGAGCGUUGAAAAUAUGCACCUCCUCGAUCAUUAUUUGAACCACACAUAUAAAACAAUAUCAUGUGGCCCAGAAACGGACAGUGUCUUCCGGAUUAUCGUCCCCCAACUAGCCGCCAAAUUCCCAUUCCUGCUUCACGGGAUGCUAGCCUGUUCGGCACUUCACCUGGCUUCCAGUAAGCCCCCAAACCAAAGGUCAUAUACCCUACAGGCAAUCCAACACCAAGAUCAGGCACUUCCAGCAUUCCACCUGGCAACUAUGCAUGUCGACAGCAAUAAUUGCCAAGCAAUACUGGCCUACGCAUUCUUCCUAGUCGUUUAUGGCCUAAGUUCUGAAAGUGAAGAUGAGACACUGUUUCUCGGUAAUAACCAACGAACAAGUUCAUCUUCGAACUGGAUCAGUCUUUUGCGCAAUGGUUGCUCUAUGCUGUGUAAUAACUGGUCUGAGCUAAAACAUGGGCCAUUGGCUCCUUUCGCAGCACUAUGGCGGGAUGAUAUCGGCGUCACUGCUGAUCCCAAUGAUCCCUUACUUGUAUCUUUGCUGUCUGUCAUUUCAGAGUCAAGUCAAGCUGUCGCUAGUGUCCAGAUACCUUUAAAUAAUGAUGUGCAUAUAUACCGCGACGCAGCUGUCAAGUUGGCCGGGGCAUUCGAGUUCACUCGACGAUUAGGCGCGUCUUUGGGUGUUUGGGAUACUCUGAACUCGUGGCUGACGCAGGUUUCGUCCGAGUACUUUAGUUUGUUAGAUCAGAAUCAUCCCGGGGCAUUACUACUACUAGCUCAUUAUGCUAUAUUGCUGAAGCCACUCCAAGCAGAAUGGUUUCUCGAUGGUCGGGUUACGAAACUGAUGAAUGAAAUUGGUCGAAGGCUGGAGGGGAAUUGUUCACUACACAUCUGGAAGUUAUUUGUGAUUGCUCGCCGGGAGUUUUACUACUUUAAGUCCCCACAGACCAGUCCUCUGCCAUUUACGAGAAGGCGAUGCGAAAGUACCACGAAAUCACUGGUCGCCGUCAACUUCCUCACAAAUAUUCGAACUAUCAGUAAUCUCACGAAAGAAAUCGACGAGAAGAACAUCGCCUUCCGCGAGUUCCGCGAAAAACGAUGCACUAUCUUCGAUCCUCUCGAAGCGGCCCUGAUUCCCGAUUGUAUUUCCCCCUAUUAG